Spizellomyces punctatus DAOM BR117 is the source of this 360-nucleotide messenger RNA. Its product is annotated as glutaredoxin. The transcript is spliced from 3 exons. The coding region runs from base 1 to 360 and encodes 119 amino acids. NCBI's taxonomy places the organism in Eukaryota, Fungi, Chytridiomycota, Chytridiomycetes, Spizellomycetales, Spizellomycetaceae. Gene Ontology annotation, biological process: cell redox homeostasis; cellular response to oxidative stress. The record is from RefSeq and is a predicted model, not a curated record. Gene Ontology annotation, molecular function: glutathione disulfide oxidoreductase activity. Gene Ontology annotation, cellular component: cytoplasm.
AUGAACUUUAUAUACGAUCUCACUCGUCGCCUCUUCAACACCCCGGGACCCGAAGAAAUGUCAGCAUCCAAGGAACUUGUCGAGAAAGCCAUCAAGGAAAACAAAGUUGUGGUAUUCUCCAAGAGCUACUGUCCGUACUGCAAAAAGGCCAAGAAUUUGCUGGAUUCACUCGGCGUCAAGUAUGAGCUUUUUGAGCUAGACGAAAGGCCGGACGGUCAGGCAAUUCAGGAAUAUUUGAAAGAAAAAACUGGACAGCGUACUGUUCCGAACAUUUUUAUCAAGGGUCAACAUAUCGGCGGAUGCGAUGACCUUCACGCAGCGCACGAUAGUGGUAAAUUACAGAAGUUGCUUGAUCAGUGA